GUUGUUUCUUUGAAGCUCCGCUAAUGACAAGUGUCGUGAUGGCAGACGACAACAAAAUCUGACGUUUGAUUUUUUUGGAUUCAGUUUAUUAUUUCGUGAUCUGUCGUAGUGUAAUGCAAAUGCUCAGUUCUCAACCGGUUUUCCAUCAUGUUUAACAAACUCGAUACUAUUAAAAAUGAUUGCUCUUGGCCGUAAUUUUUCCAUCGGCACUCUCUACAAUCACAUUGAAGACGUCAUUGUACCCAAUAUGCGUCUGUCGGUCUGUGGGAUCCAAGUGAUGUUUCUUGUCUGGCCACUGUCAAAAUAACAGAACGGAAAGAAACUGUCAAAGUUCAUUCAAUUGUGGCCGAGCAAAUGAGUGAAGAAGAAGACGAUAUUGAUGAUGAUGAAUCUGGGACCACCUUGUUGUCUGAUUUGGGAAUGGACAAUCACUCGGCCAUGAGUUUGAUGGCUGGACUGUUACACCCUUCAUUGGCAGGAGCUUGGCAGUACCCGAUUGAUCGAUCUGAUUCCACAAUGGGAUUGUUUGAUCUCGGCUCUGAAGUGGCAAUCCAUUGUCGUUCCUCCAGCAGGAAAGUCUCAGUCGACCCCACUAGCCUGGAAAUUAUCUGCCGGCCAGAGAGACUCAUCAAGAGCCAGGCCACUCACGUCGUUGUAGCGGUCACUUACGGCCUGGAGGCCUUCUGCAUUUUCUCUCCUCAACUCGGCCCACAUCCGAAAAGUUCCAGGGAGGAAGACGACUACGCCCACUACUUUGCCAACGGACUUUUGAAUGGCCGAAAUCAACUAGAACUGGACGAAGAAGAUGAAGACGGCCGCCUUAUUCCGUUAAACUUGCAGUGCUGGACUUUGAAGGACGUCGGCGAGCAGUACCAAGCCUGCAGGAAAGUCAUGGAUCACCUGGCCAGCACGGCCAUCCCGUUGAGAGUGUGGUUGUACCCUCUUGGUAAGCUGAUGUAGACGGAAGCCAAUAACAUUGAUGUAAACAAAAUUUUGAAAAUUUAAUUGCAAUUGUAAAUUCAUUGUUUUGUUUAAUUCAUGUGUGACGGAAAAGGAGGGAAAUUGCUCGUUAAAUUGUUGAAAAAGUUGCACCCAUGGAACUCAUUUCUCCAGAAAUUCUUUAUGGACAUUUUUAUUUGGUAGAGUGAAUAAGCCCAAGGAAUAUCGAAUCGAACCACAGACCUAAAACCAAAAGUACCAAGUCCCCUAAAAAGUUUCAUAAUCUAAAGAUAAGAAAUCAUCUAUAUUUUUUUAUAGGAUUGGUUAUAAAUUAAGUUCAAUUCUUUUAAUUUCACCCUUCUUUUUUAAUCUCACUUAAGAAAAUACAAGUUUUAUUUGAAAAUG
Daphnia pulicaria is the source of this 1344-nucleotide messenger RNA. RefSeq lists its product as uncharacterized. The coding region runs from base 355 to 960 and encodes 201 amino acids. The record is from RefSeq and is a predicted model, not a curated record. The transcript is spliced from 2 exons. NCBI's taxonomy places the organism in Eukaryota, Metazoa, Arthropoda, Branchiopoda, Diplostraca, Daphniidae.